Molecule: messenger RNA, 3488 nt
Organism: Asterias rubens (European starfish)
Lineage: Eukaryota; Metazoa; Echinodermata; Asteroidea; Forcipulatida; Asteriidae
Product: ras-related protein Rab-28-like
Exons: 8
Coding region: 426-1100 (224 amino acids)
Cellular component (GO): Golgi apparatus; endosome
Molecular function (GO): GTP binding; GTPase activity
Source: RefSeq, a predicted model, not a curated record
UCUUUGCAGAUUUGUUGGGCUACAAGCGAGCACGGUAUGUUAUUGUAAGACGAAGCAACGAUCCACUGGUUUUGUUCAUCACUUGAUUGAUUGAUCUCGAAGACCGGGAAAGAUGUUAAUCUUUGCAGCGACCUGUAGAAUAAUACAAGGUUUAUUAUAACGAAAGGUUUCCCGCUGAGGACGACAGCUUUGUAAAGAAGUUACAAGAACUGCAGUACAGCUUAACAUCGAUUCAUCAUUGAGAGAACGGGUCACCGGUUUCGGGAGAGGGAUCACUGAAGCUAAUGUUGCUGUUGCACUUGCAGCCCAUUCACACAGGUAGUAACAGUAAGAAAACAAGAACCCAAAGCCUCAAAAACAGUGCACUCAUUUAAGAAGAAGAAGUUUCUCAAGACGUUUUGAUCGAUUGGUUUGAGAAGUACAAGAUGUCUGACUCUGAGGGGGAAGGACCCCAACGUGAUAAGCAGCUCAAGAUUGUCAUCCUUGGAGAUGGUUCCUCAGGGAAGACCUCUCUAGCUACAAGGUAUUCACAGGACCAAUUUGGCAAGCAAUAUCAACAGACUGUGGGUCUGGAUUUCUUCUUGAAGAGGAUAGUCAUUAAAGAAGAUAUGCAUGUGACGUUACAAGUAUGGGACAUAGGAGGACAGACUUUAGGCGGUAAAAUGCUGGAGAAUUACAUCUAUGGAGCCAAGGGCAUACUCCUUGUCUAUGAUAUAACAAACUACAACAGCUUUGAGAAUGUAGAGGACUGGUAUACAAAAGUCAAGGAAGUCUACAAAGAUCAGGAACAUUGUCCUCACAUAGCCCUCAUCGCCAACAAGAUGGACCUUGAACAUAUGAGAGCUGUGAAGGCUGAAAAACAUCAAAGGAUGGUCGACAAUCAUGGCUUUUCAAGCCAUUUUGUCUCCGCUCGAACAGGGGACACGGUGGAUCUAUGUUUCCUGAGGAUUGCUGCAGAGAUCCUGGGCAUCACACUUAACAAAAGUGAACUGGAGAGAACUGCUCGCGUUGUAAAAGCUGAAGUCGUAAACUACAACAGUGACCCACUGCCUCGACCACCGUCCAACCAGGCACGGAGUUCUAUGUGUUCUGUCAUGUGAGGUACCCACCUAGUUCAUCAAGAGGUUCGUCAGGGAGGUUAGAGAACUCAUCCUAAGGGAGUUGGCUGUCUGUAACAAAAGAGAAGGUCUGUGAAGCUACACGGUGUAUCCAGAUUGGACUUCACUUCUCUGGUUCAUCCCUUCAUGACUAUUGACUAGUGUAUGUUGUUUGUAGACAAGUGAAUUCACCGAGCACUUGGGAAUGUCUACACCUUUGAACCCAGGACUUUAACAAAAGGGAUCCGUGUGUUUUGACUGAGCGAGGAUGUCCAUGUUUCUUUAUGACCAGUGUAUGUUCUUUGUAGACAAGGGGCUGGAUUCACUGAGCACAUGGGAAUCAUGGAAUGUCUACCCGUUGAACCCAGGACUUUAACGAAAGGAAAGGUGUAUUGACAGAGCGAAGAAGUCCUUGUUUCUUUAUGACUAGCGAACAUGUUCUUUGUUGUCACCUAAGGGGUGGAUUCGCCGAGCACAUGGAAGUGUCUACUGGUUAAACCGAGGACUAUAACAAAAGGGAUCCAGAGCAAAGACGUCUUUGUUUUAAUGUGAGAGCAAAAAGAAGUCCUUCAUUUACCGAGUUCAGUAGGUGUUACCUCAAUGAGGUUUGACUCACUUGGUUGUUGUUAACUCCCAUAGAUGACGCUGACCCCACUCAGCUAGUUGAACAUGGUUUUAACAAAGUAUACACUAAGCUUCAGAGAAGUUGUUUAAAACUCACUGAGUAGAAGUAAAGUCAUUGGCUGACUUUGUGGAAGCUGAGUGAGUUUGUGUAAGCUCACUGGGCUUACUUAACUCAUUGAGUACAAGUAAACUUAAUUGAGUGAACUUAAGCUGAGUGAGUUUGUGUGAACUCACUGAGUGGAAGUUAGACUCAAUUGCUGACUUGGUGUAAGCUGAGUGAGCUUAUGUAAACUCACUGGGUUUAUGGUAACUCGCUGAAGUAGUGUAAACCGACUCGGUGCAAUUUUACUGAAUUGGUUUAAGUGACAAAUUCAGUGACAUCAAUUGAGUUGAUGCAAAGAAUUUAUAUGGAUAGUGAAAUAUUUUUGGACACGAGAUAGCUUAGAUUUGGUUAAAUAUUCUGCCAAUCCACUUCCUAAGGCCCUAUGACAAUCAUGCACAUUGCAAGCUUUUGUGUCACCACCGUGUUUUGUUUAUUGUGUUUAUCAUGUACAGUACAUGUGUAUUCAAUUUUGUUUCAGAGAAAAUCUAAGAAAGUCAAAAACUCGCCAGGUCACAAGAGAUGAAAGGUUUUUGCUCUUGUUAUGAUCCCACCUGUAAAUUUCUAUAAGUGGUGAUGUAAAGAGUUUUUAAAGAGGGGCUCUGAGGUCAAAUUCAGCUUUGUGAUCCACAAAUUUACCGAAAGCAAAGCAACAGCAAAGCUGUUUAGAGUAAAAUUAACAAAAAAAUUCUAGUUGGCGUGCUUUCAUAUUCAGAUUAUUAUAACAAUAUUACAGAUAUUGGCUUUAACUUUUCAAAUCAAGUAUAAAGUAAAAUCAUAUUGGCCAGCUUAAUAUAAUGCUUGAUCACACCUGAGGGGGUCUGAAAACCCUUGGUAUUUGUUUUAACAAGGUUGGGGUGUUACGUUUGAUUCUGUUUGACCAAUGACUGCUACUUAACUUAUUUUGGGAAGAGUUGCUCGCCCCAAACUUAGUUAACUUUUUGAGAAAUCAACCCCUGGCAAACCACCAAUAGUUUUGAUUCCGAUUUCCGAGUUACCUUCAGGGUACAGGAUUUGUUAAUACAUAUAUUGAGGUUUCUGUUCAUCCAACUUGAUGAGCAGUGUACAGUUUUGAAAACAAAUUUGGCAUUUCACCUUAGGCUACCUAAACAUUUCCGAAUUCUCUUUAUUCCUUGUUUUUAAAGAUGUAUAUAUUGGAGUCAUAAAUACAUUUACAUGUAGUACUUUAUAUUGAGACACUCAGAGAGACUGUACAUAAACUUAAUGUAUUUAAUUAUGCAAGAUAUGUAUGAUUCAGACAGUGUAAAUUAUGUUUUGUGAUUUUUGUUUUCUUUCCUUAAAAAUUAUGGACACUGAGGUUAACGAAUGCAGGGUAUAAUAUCGACUGAAAUCUUCGGGCGUGAGUUGCAAACAGAGAUUGUUCUAUCUGACAAAACAAUUGAAACCGUUUGAAGUUUGUAAUUAAGUAUACCUCAAAGGGCGCCCUAUAUUACUCAAAUAACAUGGUCUCUCCCUAAACCAAUGUUGUUCAUAUACAUUUAAAGAUGCAGAUACGCAAUGUGGUGGUUCUACACUUUACUAUGUUAACAGGUAAAGAUCAAAUCUCCUUAUUUGGGACUGUUUUCAAACCAUUCUUAAUAAUUUAUAUGCACUUUGUGUCAUUGGAAUGUUGAAUGAUAAUAAAUAAAAAAAGUAUACUAAACUAU